Messenger RNA from Paramecium sonneborni, 189 nucleotides. Lineage: Eukaryota; Ciliophora; Oligohymenophorea; Peniculida; Parameciidae. The record is from the annotation of a GenBank genome assembly.
AUGGAUUCCUCUUAUUGGAUUUGGGGUUUAUUAAUAUUUCUCUGUUUGAUGGGUUAAGUGAUUUGUGUUUAUAUGCUUGCAAAACCUGAUUCACCAAAAGAAGAUUCUGAUUAUCAUAUUUAGGCUGAAACUCCUGAAAAUUAACCUGAACAAGAGAAACCUUUGCAGACUAAUGAUUAAUUAUUUUGA